This is a messenger RNA of Closterium sp. Yama58-4, 435 nucleotides long. The record is from the annotation of a GenBank genome assembly. Lineage: Eukaryota; Viridiplantae; Streptophyta; Zygnematophyceae; Desmidiales; Closteriaceae.
AUGUCAUCCCUCGCGCUCUGCUCUCGCAUCUUGUCCGCCAAUCGCAUCGUGGCCUCACCCCCGUUGCGCCCUGCACUGCGUCCAAUCAUCUGCUUCUCAGCCGCAACUCACGCAGAGGCGCGUGACAUCGUGGUGGGCGGCAAAAAGGGGUGGACGUACGGUGUGAGCGGAUGGAAGCCCAAUCCCACUGCCCGUGCAGGCGACGUGCUCGUGUUCAAGUGGACGGGUUACCAUGACGUGUGGCUGAUGAGCGGCGCUGCUGCGUACAACAAUUGCAACUUCAAGGGUGCCAAGGAGAAGGCCAAGGUGGCCAGUGGCAAGACGUACAGGUUCACAGUGCCUGCGACAGCAAGGGGCAGCACACUGUAUUUUGGCUGCCAAGUGUACGGCCACUGUGGGAUGAACAUGAAAGUGGCCGUUGCCGUCCAGAAGUGA